Adineta steineri is the source of this 2502-nucleotide messenger RNA. The record is from the annotation of a GenBank genome assembly. Lineage: Eukaryota; Metazoa; Rotifera; Eurotatoria; Adinetida; Adinetidae.
AUGUCUUGUGGUCGUAAUCGUCGUCGAUCAAAACUUUCUUCGACAUUACAUGGAUCGUCUACUGCAAAUAGGCAAUCGAUAGAGAAGAGUCAUCAGUUUUCAUCGAGUAUCAAAAGUAAUCAUUCAGGAAAAUUGUUGAAAGAAAUAUCACGAGAAAAUACUACUAAUUGUGAUCGAUUUCGAGUCUUAGAUGAUAAAGGUAAUGAUGUUACACCUCGACGAAUUACUGAUUAUAUUCGAUUGAAUAUUAAAAAACAUAAUGAAGAAGAAAAACCAAUAACAGAAACAGGAAAUACACGAGUUAUAGAAAAUCAAGAAAAGUCAAUGUCAGAUAAAAGUAUUGUUAGUACUAUGAAUCUAACUACGGCAACAUCAAAUAUAGGUCGUACUAAUACUUUAUUCUCCAUUGGAGAAAAAACAACACUUGAUAUUGGUACUAGAAUUAUAUUAGAAAGUGAACAUUUAUUUAAUAAAACACAGAAUGAACGUACAUCUCAUCACAAUAAUGAGAAUCAAGAAUUUCAAGCAACAUUUUUACCUGGCUUUGGUCUACAAUGUAUAAAUGAUGUAUUAGCCGAUACUAUUGUAUUAAGUGAAACUGAAACAAUGUUUAUUUUAAAUCUAAAUAGUAUUGUUGUUACACAAAACGAUCAUGAAGAAUAUAAUAGGAUAGAUGAAAGAAAUAAGAUUUAUAUGAAUUUAUGUAAAAAUCAACGAGGUAAUGAUUUAUAUAUUGAGCGUGGUAUGCAAACAUUUAAUAAUCCACCUAAACAUGAACAUACUGUUACUGAUUCUAUUUUCAUACGGUCACAAGCAUCAUGGGCUAAUACGUGGGAUAUACAUGAUUCUACGAUCGAAUCUAGUCAAUAUGAAGGAAAAGUCUAUCGUCAAUAUGUAAUACAUAAUAAUGAAAAUUUGAAUGAUAAUAGAAUUAAAUUUGAUGUAAAUCAUAAUAGUAAUACGAAACAAACAAUAGUUUCUACUCAAUCAUCACAAAAUUCAUCGACAUUGAUUUCACAAGAAUCAUUAGUAAAAAUGACUCCAUCGAAAACAAAUUGUUUUGAAUUAAAUGAUAAUAAUAAAAAUAAAUUACCUGAUAUUGAUGUAGAUGCAUUCAUUAUGGAACGUAUUCUUAAUUUGAAUAUAUAUCAUCAAAAACAUACUGUUUAUCAAGGCUUUGAUCAUCAGGACAAUUAUGGAAGUGAAUAUCUUCAAGAUAGAAAAGAUUCAUUUUUGAUUAUGAACACCAAUCUUAAGCUUGAACGUUUAUGGCAAUAUACGAGUUAUUUAACACAUGAUCGAAAUGUUUCUUGUUUAUGUUGGAAUAAACAAAAUCAUAAUUUAUUAGCUGUAGGUUAUGGAUAUUUUCAAUAUAAUGAUGAUAAACAAGGUCUUGUUUGUUGUUGGAAUGCAAAAAAUCUAGAAUUUCCUGAACGUCAUUAUCAAACAAAUGCAAGUGUAACAUCAUUAUCAUUCUCAAUUAAACAUCCAAAUUUAUUAGCUGUUGGUUUAUUCAAUGGAAAUAUAUGUGUAUUUGAUCUCAAUGAAAAUAAUACAUUUCCGAUUGUUGAUACAAAUAAAUAUGAUAAAAAACAUACGAAUCCUGUUUGGCAAAUAGAAUGGAAUGAACGAGAUCGUUCAUCUGAAAUAGAUAAUUCUGAAAUAUUAAUAUCGAUUUCAUCUGAUGGUCGUAUUAUACGAUGGACACUUCGAAAAGAAUUUGAAGCAACUGAUUUAAUGCAUUUAAAACCUUAUCAUUCAUUACAAAUGGCAUGUCAAAUAUUGAAUAAUAAUGAUGGAAAUUUUUCAAAUUCUGUAGGUGGUCUUUGUUUUGAUAUUCGAGCGAACGAUAAAACUAUUUAUUUAUGUGGUACCGAUGAAGGUGUUAUACAUCGUUGUUCAAUGAUAUAUAAUGAAAAAUAUUUGGAAUCUUAUAUAGGUCAUAUAGGGCCAGUUUAUAAAGUUCACUGGUCACCAUUUGUUGAAAAUAUCUUUUUAAGUGCUAGUGCAGAUUGGACAAUUCGAUUAUGGAUGAUUGGAUAUAAUCAAUCAUGUAUGACAUUUUCAUCAACAAAUUCAAAAAUAUUUUUCGAUGCUAUUUGGUCACCUAAAUCAUCUACUAUGUUUUAUUGUGUUACUGAAAAUACAAUUGAAAUAUGGGAUUUAUCUAAAAGCUUGUAUAAUGUUUAUUCUUUUUUUCUUCUUUUUCUUCUAUUAAUUAAUGCUAGACUUGAUCCAAUUUAUGUUGCUAAUUCUCCACAUCAACUAACAUUAACAUCAAUUGCUUAUGCAAUAGAUUCUGAUUGUAUCGCAGUUGGAACGAGUAAUGGUACAGUAUGGAUUUAUCAUUUAGGAAAUCUCUCUUCAUCUGCUAAUGCAAAUGAUCUGUUAACAAUCGUUGAACAAACUUUACAUAGUCAAUUUGAUUCUUCUGAAAAAUCUGAUAUAAAUCAAGAACUUUCACUCACAUCAACUCCGUCUAUUGAAAUAAAUCAUAAUUAA